This is a messenger RNA of Ixodes scapularis (black-legged tick), 1052 nucleotides long. RefSeq lists its product as uncharacterized. The transcript is spliced from 3 exons. The coding region runs from base 90 to 806 and encodes 238 amino acids. Lineage: Eukaryota; Metazoa; Arthropoda; Arachnida; Ixodida; Ixodidae. The record is from RefSeq and is a predicted model, not a curated record.
AGAUCGCACCUGACACGCUUAACCGAGUGUCAGCUGCAUUAGCCUGGAAGCGGUUCGAAGGAACCCAUUCACAUGACCGCGUCGCCGACAUGCUUGUGGAUGUUUACACGGAGUUUGACCUGGACACACAGAAGGUCGUCGGCACCGUAACCGACAAUGGAAGUAACUUUGUGAAGGCAUUUAAAGAAUUCGGCAUUGAUAGCCAGAGUGAAGACAACAAAGCCCAGCUGAGGACACUCUCCAAGAAGCUCGACUUGACGACCUUCAGAGAUGCUGAGCUCGAAUUCUUGGAAGAGUAUCGCGACAUCAUAUAUCCAAUUGCCACAGCAAUCAAUAUUCUACAAAAAAGCACCAACGGCCACUAUGGCGAGCUCCUCCCGACACUGACCACUGUCCAAAAGAAGCUCAACGCGAUCCAGCCUAAAACCCGGACCAGCGCAGUAAUCUUGGACAGCGUUCGUGAAGGCCUACAUAAGCGGUUCGGAACCUUCUUAAGGAUGGAAAACGAAGAGGCCCUCAUCGCUACCUGCUCGCACCCGUUCUUCAAGUUGAGGUGGACAUCGAAGGAAGAUGGCAGGGCUUCGAACUUGGAGGACCUCCUGGUGCGUGCGGCUGAAACCUGUGGUUUCGUACCGGAGCCCUUGCCUGAGGAGGAGUCUUUCCCGGCACCCGAAGACUCGUUCUUUGAGUUCGAUGUGCAGACCCCUCCACCGAGGACCCCACAGCACCAUCUCCGGGCCGAAGUCUACAGAUACCUAGAGGACCAAAGGCAUGAGAUGUGCAUGCUCCACGACUUCCCGCCGUGAAAGCGGUUUUUCUUCGGUUCAAUACGAACCUGUGUUCCUCGGCAGCAGUUGAGCGCCUAUUCUCUUUUGCCAAUAUGACGCUGCGCCCGAAUCGGCAACGCCUCACAGAUGGGCUAUUUGAGAAGCUCCUACUCCUCAAGUGUAACUGAAUUUAGGACUGCCAUGUUUUCCCUUUGUAUCGCUUUAAUGUUGCAUGUUUUUAUUUUGUAUCGCUUGAAUGUCAAAUAAAAGACGAAGCAAGAAUGA